CGUGGACGUGGGAGGCAACGUUAGGCUGGAGGUGCUCAAAACGGUUUGCGCAACAAGCUGCGCUCGAUCCUUAGAGCUCGUGCUUGCGCGCCCAUGCUCUAUGCACUCCCAUCAUACCUCUCGCUUUCGUCCAUGGCUCUCCUCUUUGCUGUUCACACGCUCUGUAUGUUCUCGCUUCCAGGUCUUCGUCUCGCUUUGCAUAUUCAUCCACGACGUCUCUGUCGCCAUAUUCCCCACUCACGACCAAAAUCGACCCACGACCUCUCCAUUCGCAUCGUCCUCAUCCCACUCGCCUUCUUCCAUUUAUUGUCGCUCAGUUAUCCAUCCGCCAUGCGACGUUUCUCACUUCGGCAUCAUUUGCGCAUACUUAUCUAUUCGGCAUUCAACGUACCCAUCAAGACCUGGCGCUUGGAACGCUACGGUCGCGAAGUGGGGGGAUUGGCGGCACGCAGGGGAGUUGAGGAGGAAAAGCGGUCUUCGCACCGCGCCCCAAAAAACUCGGAAAGGAAAGAUUCGGAAGGAAUAAAAGCAGAAGUAUCUCUUGCAUAUACACGGCUGUUUCGAUCUCUCUUAUCUUUUUACACGAGGUUUCUUCCUCUUUCUCACCGGUGUAUUCGCUGGCUAGCCGAUCGGUCCUCGGCGCCUAGUGCUGAGCGCUGA
This is a messenger RNA of Heterobasidion irregulare TC 32-1, 660 nucleotides long. RefSeq lists its product as uncharacterized. The record is from RefSeq and is a predicted model, not a curated record. NCBI's taxonomy places the organism in Eukaryota, Fungi, Basidiomycota, Agaricomycetes, Russulales, Bondarzewiaceae. The transcript has 4 exons. Bases 94 to 660 code for a protein of 188 amino acids.